This is a messenger RNA of Gilbertella persicaria, 1437 nucleotides long. RefSeq lists its product as uncharacterized. The record is from RefSeq and is a predicted model, not a curated record. The transcript is spliced from 5 exons. Lineage: Eukaryota; Fungi; Mucoromycota; Mucoromycetes; Mucorales; Choanephoraceae. Bases 1 to 1437 code for a protein of 478 amino acids.
AUGUAUCCUGGAGGCAGAGAAUUAAGAAACUACAUCAAGGAGUCAUCUGAUCCAAAUCUCAAUGAGUUUAUAAAGAACAACUUCCAUCUGAUCAAUCAAGAUGAUGCUACGCCCAAGAGCAUGAUGCUUGUUUGGAAGAACAGAUUCGUUCUUGCACUGAACAAAUAUAGAUCAGAAUUGGUACUGGGAAAUAGAGCAAAUUUAGACAUAAAUUUGUGGAAGAGUUUGAAGCUAAGAGACGGUGUUGAUAAUGCUAGUAUUCUAUACCAGUGGUUGUAUAUCGCUCAAGAAAAGAAGUCUGAAGAUGCAAAUUCUUUUUUGCAAGAAAAAAAAGAACAAAUUGAACAGAUGGAGACCAGCACAAGCCAAGAAGUCAAUGCUUUGCUUGAUAAGCUCAGCAUUCGUCUUCUCAGGCGAUUUGAUAAUUUGAGUACAAAGGAGAUGUGUGUCUUAAAGCUCUCGCUCUCAAAGAUUGUUGACCUUGUGGACGACGAGAUGGCAGAUGUGUACAAGUCUGUUAUCCCCAACCGCCAUUUUGAAGAAUGGAUGAGCUUAAAGAGAAGCAAGAGAUUGGAAGAAGAAGAACAAAGCAAGAUCAAGACAACAGUAGCAGAGUUUGUUGAGAAGUCCAAGAUUGAUAUAAAAACUGCUAGAAAAUAUGUUCUGCAGAAGAGGCUCGAGCUGGAAGACGAAGAUAGUUUGGAGGCAAGACUCUUUGAGAUGAUUGAUAAAAUCAUUUCUUUAAUCAAAAACAGCAAGAGCAAUUAUUGGCAAGAGGCUGACUUUGUCGCCUUUAUCAAGACUCUUCUUGAAAUCGCUUUCCGUGGCUCUUCCUUGAGCGUUGUAAUUGGUGAGACUGUUGCUCAUGCUACAAAGCCAGCCAUUGAAUAUAAUGAAAGCAGUUAUAGCAAUGGCAUGAACAGCGUGUUCAACUCCGACUCUCCUUCCUUUGUAUCGACAAGCACAAGCAAGUCCGGUUGUGUUGGCCGAAAGAUUGAUCUUCAAAUUGUAAGCGACAAUGACCAAGAAUUGUCCUUUUGGGAGUUCAAAAACAAUGAUGUUGACCAGGAGCUCCUCUGGUAUCAAGAAUCUAAAUCCUUGCGUUUGGCCCAGUGCUUACAGAAGGAGGUUAGCUCCGUCUUGAAGCACCCUCAAGAUAUUUUGUCUUUGAAUUGGUUUGGUUGGUCUGCCACCAUGUGCUAUCUUACACAACAAGAUGGAUAUGCAGUUGCCAAGAAGAUUGAUAAGAUAACUGUUCCUUAUGACAACAGAUUGAUUAGUACAAGUCUGGAGGAUCUGAUGCUUUGCAUCUUUGAAGUGAAGGCUACUCUUUCUGCUUUGAAUGAUGAAAUAUUCAUUGCAUCAAACGGGCGUACCAAGAAGCGCAAGUCAUACGACAGUAUGCCACACACCUUGCUUUCCCCAAAGCGUCAAUAA